Messenger RNA from Nematolebias whitei (Rio pearlfish), 1978 nucleotides. RefSeq names its product kelch-like family member 40b (gene klhl40b). Gene Ontology annotation, molecular function: protein binding. The record is from RefSeq and is a predicted model, not a curated record. The coding region runs from base 140 to 1978 and encodes 612 amino acids. Lineage: Eukaryota; Metazoa; Chordata; Actinopteri; Cyprinodontiformes; Rivulidae. The transcript has 6 exons.
UCCCUGGAUUCAGCUGGCGAACACACGCUGCACUUUUAAAUCCACUUUCCAGACUAGAAACUGCUAUAAAGACGACCCACUUUUGUUAGGUGUGCAGGCUGGUGAAGACUCGUCAGACUUCUUCUUUUAAAAAAACAAAAUGGCCCUGCCUGUAAACCCCAUGGAUGAGCCCAGGAUGUACCAGCAGACUCUGCUCCAGGACGGCCUCUACGACUUGUUGGAGAACGACAAGCUGGUUGACUGUGUGUUAAAGAUCAAAGACAAGGAGUUCCCCUGCCAUCGUCUGGUGCUGUGUGCCUGCAGCUCGUACUUCCGCACCAUCUUUCUGUCGGACCUGGAAGAGAGCAAAAAGAGAGAAAUUGUGCUGGAGGACGUGGAGCCCGGCGUCAUGGGCCUGAUCCUGAAGUAUCUGUACACCUCCAUCAUCAAUGUGACAGAGCAGAACGUCCAGGACAUCUUUGCUGUUGCUAACAUGUUCCAGAUUCCUUCCAUUUUCACAGUUUGUGUGUCUUUUCUGCAAAAACGCCUGAGCCUAAGCAACUGUCUGGCCGUCUUCAGGCUCGGCUUGAUGCUGGACUGUCCCAGGUUGGCCGUCUCCGCCCGAAACUACGCCUGCGAGCGCUUCCAGCUGAUCUCCAGAGACGAGGACUUCCUCCAGCUGCACCCCAGUGAGUUGGCAGCCAUUUUAACAAACGACAAACUGAACGUGGAGUCAGAGGAGGCCGUAUUUGAGGCCUUGAUGAACUGGGUGACCCGGGACACUGAGAACAGAUUGAAAGAGCUCCCAGACUUGCUUGACUGUGUUCGUUUGCUUCUCGUCACUGACGAUUAUCUGAAAGAGAACGUGGAGAAACACAAACUGAUCUCGUCCAGUCCAGAGCUGCAGGAGAAACUCCAGCUGGUUAGGGAUGCUCGUGCUGGCAAAAUGCCAGAGAUUAAAAAAGAAAAAGACAAGAAGGAGACCAGUGGAGCAGACAAAGAUGGAGACAACGAGGAGGAGGAGGAGGGUCUUUUACCGGCUAUUCUCAAUGACAACCUGCGAUUUGGGAUGUUUGUCAGGAACUUGAUGCUGAUGGUGAACGAUGCAGGCGCUGUGGCCUACGACCCAUCGGGGAACGACUGCUUUGUGGCAACACUCUCCACACAGGUCCCCAAGAACCACUCCAGCCUGGUGACUAGGGAGAACCAGAUCUUUGUGGUGGGAGGAUUAUUUGUUGAUGAAGAGAACAAGGAGAAUCCACUGUGCUCCUACUUCCUGCAGUAUGACCCAGUUAGUGCUGACUGGCUCGGGAUGCCUCCGCUCCCGUCUCCCCGGUACCUGUUUGGACUGGCCGAAGCUGAGAACUCCAUCUUUGUGCUGGGAGGGAAGGAGAUGAAGGAUCAGGAGCGAACACUGGAUUCGGUUUUGAUCUACGACAGACAAUCCUUUAAGUGGGGGGAGUCUGAGUCAGUACCUUACGCAGUCUAUGGGCAUGCAACAGUUUCACACAAUGACGUGGUGUAUGUGAUUGGCGGGAAGGGAGACAGCAAGAGCUGUCUGAAGAAGAUGUGUGCUUACGAUGCUAAGAGGUUUGAAUGGAAGGAGCUGGCUCCCAUGAAGACUGCACGCUCCCUGUUUGGAGCCACCGUUCUUGAUGACAAAAUCUAUGUUGCAGCAGGAGUGACGGACGACGGCCUGACAGACUCUGUGGAGGUGUACAACAUUGCAACAAACAAAUGGUCAGACUUUGAGCCGUUUCCUCAGGAGCGCAGCUCUCUGAAUCUUGUAGCUUUGGCUGGUUCCCUCUACGCUGUGGGAGGAUUCGCCAUGAUGCCUUUGGAGGACAGCGACGAGAGCCUUCCCAAGGAGAUGAACGACAUUUGGAGGUACAUCGAGACGGAGAAGAAGUGGAAAGGGGUCCUCAGAGAGAUCCAGUAUGCAUCUGGAGCCACGGUUUUGGGGGUCCGACUGAACACCCUGCACCUCACUAAGAUGUGA